Xyrauchen texanus (razorback sucker) is the source of this 3495-nucleotide messenger RNA. RefSeq names its product scavenger receptor cysteine-rich type 1 protein M130-like. Gene Ontology annotation, cellular component: membrane. Lineage: Eukaryota; Metazoa; Chordata; Actinopteri; Cypriniformes; Catostomidae. The record is from RefSeq and is a predicted model, not a curated record.
AUGGAGAGCUGUCUUACAUGUAUUUUUCUAUUCGCAUUGGUAUCAAUCAUUACAGCCGACAAUGUGAGGUUGGUUGGUGGUAGCAAUGACUGUAAUGGCAGAGUGGAAGUUCUUCAUGAUGGUUUAUGGGGAACAGUAUGUGACGAUAACUGGGGUAUGACAAAUGCUAAAGUUGUGUGUAGAGAGCUGAACUGUGGAGAAUCAGCACGUGCAGUUCAUCUUGCUCAUUUUGGACAAGGAACAGAUCAAAUCUGGUUGGAUGAAGUUAAUUGUAAUGGAUUAGAGUCCACGCUGAAGGACUGUGGAAACGAGGGAUGGGGUAAACAUGACUGUAAACAUGAUGAAGAUGCUGGAGUCAUCUGUUUAGACUCAGAACAAGGACUUCGACUUGUGAAUGGAUCCCACCUGUGCUCUGGUAGAGUGGAGAUGCUUCAUACACAGGGUUGGGGCACAGUGUGUGAUGCUGCCUUUGACCAGCAGGAUGCAGAGGUUGUGUGUAGACAGCUGGGCUGUGGGGUUCCUGCAAAGGUGAUUGGAGCAGCUGCUUUUGGCCAAAGGAAUGGACCUAUUUAUUCAGAGGAUAUUGACUGUAGUGGCAACGAAUCUCAGAUUCACCUCUGUCCACAACAAUCUUCACACAAACACUGUUACCAUGAAAAUGAUUUAGAAAUAAGCUCAGUUUUAUGUCCAGGUUACACAGCACUCAGACUGGUGAAUGGUUCAGACUCUUGUUCUGGUCGAGUGGAGCUUCAGCAUCUCAGCAAGUGGCACACAGCGAGUCAUGCAGGCUGGGACAUGAGAGCUUCAAGUGUCCUCUGUAGACAGCUGAAUUGUGGGAUUGCUGUGUCUGUUGUGGGAUCAGACUGGUUUGGAGAGGGAAGUGGUGAAAUCUGGGCUGAUGUGUUUGAUUGUCAGGGGAAUGAAACACAACUCUCACAAUGUCCCAUCUCUUCAUGGAGUCGAGCUGAAUAUUCUCACAGACAAGAUGUUGGAGUCAUCUGCUCCAAUUCAUCUCUGGCUCUUCAUGAUGGGCGAGUGCGGUUGUCUGGAGAGAGAGAGUGUGAGGGGGAAGUGGAAGUUUACAUUAAUCAGGUCUGGAGAAGAGUUCUGCUGGAUUCCUGGAGUCUCACUGAAUCCUCUGUGGUCUGCAGACAGCUGGGCUGUGGCUCUGCGCUGAACUUCUACAGCUCCUCUUCAUCCAGUCCUGAACACAGUCAUGAGUGUGUGAUGGGCUUCCAGUGUUCUGGGAGUGAAGCUCAUCUGGGGAACUGUAGCUCUCCACAAACUCUCAACUGCAGCUCCACACAACAGCUGUCAAUCACCUGCCUUGGUCCUGAGUCCAUCAGGCUGGUGGGUUCUGGAGGAGAUUGUGCAGGAAGGCUGGAGGUUUUUCACAAUGGCUCAUGGGGGACAGUGUGUGAUGACUCCUGGGAUAUUAAAGAUGCCCAUGUGGUGUGCAGACAGCUGCAGUGUGGAGUGGCCCUCAGUAACCAGCUGGUACCAGCCUGGUUUGGUCCUGGUUCUGGACCCAUAUGGCUGGAUGAGGUGAACUGUGAGGGGAAUGAGUCAUCCCUGUGGAACUGCUUGUCUCAGCUCUGGGGAAAACAUGACUGUCAACACAAGGAGGAUGUAGGAGUCGUGUGCUCAGAGUUUAGAGAGAUCAGAUUAACUGAGGGCUGUGAAGGGAAUGUGGAGGUUUUCUACAAUGGAUCGUGGGGUAAUGUAUGCUGGAACCAGAUGGACAGAGACACAGCGAGUCUGAUCUGUCAAGAGCUGAACUGUGGAAGAUCUGGUGUUGAGUCUGAUUCGUCAUCAAGAAUAAAAUCCGCUUAUAACUGGCUAGAUAAAGUGACAUGUCGACCACAUGACACAAAUCUGUGGCAGUGUCCAUCAUCACCCUGGGGACAGAAUGAGUGUUAUGAAGAUGAAGUGGCCCAAAUCACCUGCUCAGAGAAGGAGAGUUUGGAGUCUCCUCGCAGUCAUCUUCCAUGUUCCACCUCACGAUUGUCUCUUCAUAGACAGUGUUCAAAGCAUGUUCCUCUGAGACUGAGUGGAGGGAAGGGCCGGUGCUCUGGGAGGCUGGAGGUGUAUCAUAACGCUGUGUGGGGUUCAGUUUGUGAUGAUCAGUGGGAUAUCAGGGAUGCUCAGGUGGUCUGCAGGCAGCUGGGUUGUGGAGCAGCACUGAGUGCUGAUGGGAAUGCAGCCUUUGGUGCUGGUGAAGGUGUUGUGUGGCUGAACAGAGUCGAGUGCAGAGGGAAUGAGAUUCACCUGUGGGACUGUCCUCUCUCCCUAAAUAACCACACUGACUGCUCACACAAAGAAGACGCUGGACUCACCUGUGCAGAUUUGUCUUUGUCCACGACUCCUGCCACAGCAACAUCAGCUUUUCCUCCAGUUUCACAGACAGAAAGGGGACCAGUGCGAUCAACAUCAAUCCCUCCUCCACAAACUCCUCAAUCAGAUCCUCUCUCCAUCCCUCCAGUGGUUGUGUUUGUUCUGGUAUCUGUGCUCUUACUGAUCUUACUGCCACUCAUUGUACUGAUUCAGCAGAACAGAGUGAUGAGAAGAGCUCUCUCUAAGAGGAGACACAGGACUCUUUCUGAAACAGUUUAUGAGGAGAUCGAUCACAGGCACACAAACAGACACAGUCACUUCACUCAGAGGGGAAGUCUCAUCUCUGAAGAACAGCAUUCUGGGUAUGAAGAUGCUGAAAAUUUCUCAGAAAAAGAGUUCAAGUCUGAAUAUUAUGAUGAUGUCAUCAACGGCAGUGGCGUAAUAGAAGAGAUGGUGAAAAAAGACAGACUGGAAUAUUAUGAUGAUGUCAUCACUGUUGGAGUGAAGCCAGACUUGAAGACACCAGUUAACUAUGAUGAUGUCAUUAUUAAUGGGCACAGCUCACAAGUUGUACACAAGGAGGGAGUUCAGGAGUAUGAUGAUGUGAAGAGUGUAAGUGAAGAUGUGAGAGAUCUGUUAGGAGAUUGUGCGGUGAGACUGGAGGUUUUUCACAAUGGCUCAUGGGCAGUGUGUGAUGACUCCUGGGAUAUUAAAGAUGCCCAUGUGGUGUGCAGACAGCUGCAGUGUGAAGUGACCCUCAGUAACCAGCAGGUCUGGGGAAAACAUGACUGUCAACACAUGGAGGAUGUAGGAGUCGUGUGCUCAGAGGAGACUCAUAAGGCCUCUCAGAGUCAUCAGACAUGUUCUACCUCACCAUCUCCUCACCAGAAACAGUAUCCAAAGCAUGUUCCUCUGAGACUGAGUGGAGGGAAGGGCCGGUGCUCUGGGAGGCUGGAGGUGUAUCAUAACGCUGUGUGGGGUUCAGUUUGUGAUGAUCAGUGGGAUAUCAGGGAUGCUCAGGUGGUCUGCAGGCAGUUGGGUUGUGGAGCAGCACUGAGUGCUGAUGGGAAUGCAGCCUUUGGUGCUGGUGAAGGUGUUGUGUGGCUGAACAGAGUCGAGUGCAGAGGGAAUGAGAUUCACUUGUGGGACUGUCCUCCCUAA